AUGUCGGUCAAAAUCGCUCCUUUCGAAUCCACACCUACCGAAUCUAUUCAAUCCACAGUCAACCUAUGCAGGACCACCUUCCGUUCGCAAAAGACGAAGCCUAUUGAGUAUAGAUUGACCCAACUUCGAAAGCUGUUUUGGGGACUACAGGACAAUAGCAAAGCUUUAGUCGAGGCUUGCAAAAGGGAUUUGGGAAAGCCAAGUUUCGAAACGUACCUAUCAGAGAUUGACUGGUGUAAAAAUGAUAUUAUGUUCGUGACCAAAAAUCUGGCCAAAUGGAUGAAAGACGAAAAGGCUCCGGAUAUCCCGCUUAGCAACUCGUUAUUAAACCCGCACAUCAGAAAAGAGCCUUUAGGAACUGUUCUGGUUAUUGGAGCCUACAAUUUCCCGAUUCAACUCUCUAUCGGUCCAUUGAUCGGCGCAAUUGCAGCUGGUUGUACUGGUAUACUGAAGCCGUCAGAACUGGCUCCAGCUACAGCUAUGGUACUAAAGCAAGUCGUCGAAGAGUCACUCGAUCCAAAUGCAUAUGCUGUUGUCAAUGGGGCUAUUCCUGAAACGAAUGCCUUGCUGAACGAGAAAUGGGACAAAAUUUUCUACACUGGUGGUGCUACGGUCGGUACGAUCAUAGCCAAAAAGGCAGCCGAGACUUUGACACCAGUAUGUCUCGAGCUUGGAGGACGCAACCCAGCAAUCGUUACGAAAAAUGCAGACCCUCGCCUCGCAGCUCGAAGAAUGCUGUGGGGUAAAGUACACAAUGCUGGUCAAGUUUGUAUAAGUCAAAACUAUAUUAUGGUGGAGAAAGAGAUAUUACCAGCAUUCAUCGAGCAGCUAAAGAUUGCAAUGGCAGAGUUUUUCCCCAAAGGUCAGAAGCUUAGUCCGGACUUUGCGAGGAUCGUCAACAACAGACAUUUCCAUCGCAUUAAGAAGAUGGUGGACGACUCGAAGGGAAAGAUCUUGAUUGGUGGGGAGAUGGAUGAGUCUGAGAAUUUCAUUGAAAUUACUGUAGUCCAGGUGAACGACACCAAGGACUCUAUGAUUGUUGACGAAUCUUUUGGACCAUUGAUCCCAAUCUUAGCGGUUGACAGUGUCGAGGAAGCGAUCAAGAACGCCAACGAGGUGCAUUCUACACCACUUGGACUGUACGCAUUUGGCUCCAAGGCUGAAACAAAUAAAAUUCUCAAUGAAGUUACCUCCGGCGGUGCAUCCAUCAACGACGCUUUCUUCCAUGGUUCAAUUCCAACACUAGCAUUUGGCGGUGUUGGAGAUUCUGGCCAAGGGGCCUAUCGCGGUAAAGCCUCAUUCGAGACAUUCACUCACCGACGUUCAGUCACCACGACCCCUGGCUGGAUGGAGAAGAUGCUCGCAGUCCGCUACCCACCAUACGGCGACGCCAAACUCAAGCAAUUCCGAAAAAUGAGCGAAAAGAAGCCAAAUUUCGAUCGCGAAGGUAGGGAAAUCAAGGGAGUGGCUUACUGGCUAUCUUUUUUAGGCGCGCUGGGUUCUGAAGGGCCGCAGGGUGCUCUGUUUAGGUGUGCUACCAACUUUUGCAGACUUGCAAUUUUGGAAAAGGUAGAGAAGUUGCAGCAGUGUAACAAGUGUGGAAAUGCCAAAUUGGGAGCGGGGUCGGGCUUCUGGGAUGCGUUUCUGCCGGAUCGUGAGUAA
Glarea lozoyensis ATCC 20868 is the source of this 1662-nucleotide messenger RNA. Its product is annotated as ALDH-like protein. Lineage: Eukaryota; Fungi; Ascomycota; Leotiomycetes; Helotiales; Helotiaceae. Gene Ontology annotation, cellular component: cytoplasm. Gene Ontology annotation, molecular function: aldehyde dehydrogenase (NAD+) activity. The transcript has 3 exons. Gene Ontology annotation, biological process: aldehyde metabolic process. The record is from RefSeq and is a predicted model, not a curated record. Bases 1 to 1662 code for a protein of 553 amino acids.